AUGGACCGCGAAGCCUUCAUACAUUUCAUUGGUGGCGCUCUUGGUGGAACGGCUGGGACGGCAAUUACGUGUCCGUUCGAAGUUGUGAAGACUCGUCUCCAAAGUUCUCACUAUGCGAGCACGAUCGGUGGACCGUCAACUUCUAACGGUGGACCUUCACCGAACGACGGAUCCGGUGGAAGUGGUCAUUCGAACAGCACACGGCAUAUCACGAAUCAUUAUUUUAAACGUUACGCACCACCGUUGUUACAACAUCCAUCUGCGAAAGUGCGACCAGGUCUUAUGUGGCCAACGCCGCAAUUUUCAAUCAUCCAACAACAGCAAUUGAAACUACAUGUAGGAAAUGGUGAUUCCGCUGUUGAUUUCUGGCGACGAAAGAAUGUUUUCAAGCUCUUUCAUCAGAUAAUUACCAACGAAGGAGUGGGCGCACUCUACAAAGGUUUAGGCCCGAAUCUAGUUGGCGUAGCUCCAUCGAAAGCGGUCUAUUUCUAUACGUAUUCAUCAUGUAAGCGCAUUUUCAAUGAUGUUGAUGCGUUUGUGCCGAAUAGUGCCAUUGUACAUAUGCUAUCUGCUGGUUGCGCAGGUUUCGUGGCUGCGACAGUUGUGAAUCCUAUUUGGUUGGUGAAAACCAGAUUGCAGUUGAAUAGAGGACGUUCAUCGAUAACUCAAUGCAUCAAGAAAGUUUACCGAAACGAGGGUCUCAAAGGAUUCUAUCGAGGAGUAACCGCAUCAUAUAUGGGUAUUUCGGAGACAAUGAUUCAAUUCGUGCUCUAUGAACAUGUCAGGAGUCAUUUGGUGAAAGCAGCCGCCCGGAAUGCCGCUGAAUCGGAAUACGAUGAGGAUAAACGAAAUACAAUUGAUUUCUUGCAUUUCAUGUUAGCCGGAGGAACAGCGAAAUUCUUUGCCUGUGUGGCAGCAUAUCCACACGAAGUAGUAAGGACACGACUCCGUGAAGAGCACACUAAAGCAACGGGUUUCUUCUCAACGCUAUUCUCGAUCUAUCGCUACGAGGGUUUUCGUGCACUCUAUCGUGGUUUAUCUGUUCAGUUGUUACGAACAGUACCGAAUACGGCGAUAACAAUGGGUACAUAUGAAGUGGUUAUUUAUUUCCUGCAUAAAUGA
Messenger RNA from Anisakis simplex (herring worm), 1122 nucleotides. NCBI's taxonomy places the organism in Eukaryota, Metazoa, Nematoda, Chromadorea, Rhabditida, Anisakidae. The record is from the annotation of a GenBank genome assembly.